This is a messenger RNA of Schistosoma turkestanicum, 1818 nucleotides long. The record is from the annotation of a GenBank genome assembly. NCBI's taxonomy places the organism in Eukaryota, Metazoa, Platyhelminthes, Trematoda, Strigeidida, Schistosomatidae.
GGAAACUACACGCGAAAUUUCAAACAAUGACGUUACUUUCUCUAAAAUCAAACAGUGUGAGUAGUCUAAUGACAUACAAGAUCUCGUAGUGUCUAUGUAUAUCAAAAACUAGAGCUGUCACACAUAUAUAUCUUACUUGUACAUUCAUAUAUUAUCUAUGGACUGCAACUUGUUGAUUAAGCCUACGGUCUAUUUAUUAUUAGCUUAAGUGGAUUAUUUUCAUCCUACUACUUUUACGAUUCAACUUUGUUUUGAAGAUUUCUUCUUUCGAUGCUUCAUAAUAAAUCUGAGUCAUCUACACUUAUCAGAAAUUUUCGAAAUCUUGGUGAACCUGUUUACGUAAAUGUUUAUCAUUUGCAUUGGCCUAAUGGUUUAAAAAUGGGUGCUUAUCAUACUGGAACCGUAGUAUACGAUAAAGAAUUCGGUUUUGGUGGACAUCCAUUUGCAAGUAGUGGUAUUUUCCAGACUACACCAAUGGAUAUUGAUAGUUUAGGUGAAGAAAUCUCAUUCAAAGAAAGAUUGUAUAUGGGUCGGACGUAUUUAUCGAAAAAAGCUGUAGAGCGUUUGCUUGAAAGUUUAGCUGAUGAAUUCCGUGGAGACGCUUACCAUUUAUUAAAUUUCAAUUGCAAUCAUUUCACGUCACAAUUUGUUGAUCUUUUAUGUCAUGGAGUAUUGCCUAAAUGGAUUAAUCGAUUAGCUCGUAUUGUAUCUGGAUUACCAUUUAUUGAAACAUUUCUACCACCUCAUUGGGUUCGACCAAGUUUAAUAUAUGACUGUGAAUUCGAUGAGUUAAGUAAUUGUGACGAAGAGGAAGAACAAGCAGAAGACGAUAUUAACCAGAAUAAUCAAACUUUACAAUUAAUCAAUGGAACUACUAAUGAUAAAGAUAAUUGUAAUAAUACAGCCUGUUACAAAAACGAAGAUAAGGAUCUCUGUAUGAUGAAGUCAUUUACUGAGAAACCACAUUUUCAAUUUGUUCAUUCUACAUCUACAAGUAAUGGUCAUGUUCCGUAUGGAACUGCUAGUAAUUUAAUGAAUAAUGAUAAAAAUUCUUUUAAUCAUUCAGAUAAUCAUCAUGACUCUUCCUUAUGUCAAAUAAGAAUGGUUUAAUUUUUUUUAAAAAAAAAACGGAUAAGAAAACUUACUUCUUUCCUUUAUAUUUCAUUGCUCAAUUAAUGUAUAGAAAAAAAAAGAAUAAACAAACAAACUGUAUUAUUGUGUACAGAUUGGUAAGAUGCCUUUUUAAGUUCAUCAUCACAAAAAAGAGAAUGAGUGUAAUUAUUUUCUCAACAGUUUUACAUGGCAAUAUCAAAAACAAACUGAGUAUACAUUCCAACUUGUGUUCUUUUCAUAUGAACAAAUACAGUCAUGAACUUCAUCAGUCAACAGAAACUAUAAAUUUGUGUACUAUAAACAAAAGCAAUUCAUCAUUCUGAUCUCUAUCACAUAUAUAUUCUCCCUUUUUGAUUGACAGUCUUUCAAAGGUUCUUUGUUGUUUACUUACAUAUUGUUGUCUUGUUAAAUCAUUUCUUCAUUAAUGUGAAUUUAUUUUUUAUCUGUUGAUUGGGCUAUUUACUUUCAUAUUUAUUUAUUUAUUUUGUAUUGUUUUCCGCUUAAAUAGUUCAAUACUCAAUUGUAUUUGAAUUUCUUUUCGAUAAAAUAGGUUGGUCGUGAUCACUGGUUUUACUGUUGACAAAUCUGUCAAUGUUUAUAUUCUAUGUGUAUUAUUGCAUAGUUUUUUUUUGUCAUUUCAGAAAUAAGUUUCCAAAACAGAUUAGUUAAUAGUUUGAUUGGCCUAUAAAACUUAUUUUUGUUCAA